Molecule: messenger RNA, 869 nt
Organism: Cuscuta campestris
Lineage: Eukaryota; Viridiplantae; Streptophyta; Magnoliopsida; Solanales; Convolvulaceae
Source: the annotation of a GenBank genome assembly
UGCGUGUAAAGCCCUAGAAACCGGUAUAGCAGUUAUUUGAUAAUUAAAUAAAUAAGAAUUAUUUAUUUACGACAACCUAUUAUUUUAAAGAAUUAAAAGGUACUUUAGAGACUUAAUCGUCUCAAUAUAAUAAAACUAAUUAGAUUAUAUUUGGAAAGAUUUAAAGUAAAAGACUGAUCGAUACUAAUUAAACAAAAGAAUUAAUACAGACCAGGAGGAACCGAUAAAUACUUGUUGAAUGAUUAUAAAAGUUAUACCGUUGGGUAGGAAUCGACGAAUCAAAUCCAACGAUGAGAACGGAUCUCACCGUUCUUCUUCUUCGAUCGCAGCAUGAGACGACACCGGCGAUGCGCAGCGGGGAUCGACGACUUCUCUCUGGCGGCGAGGAGCAAUCCAACAGCGGGGGAACCAGCGACGAGUUCCGACGGUUGAGCAGCAGCAGUCCUCCAAUCCGGCGAUUUGAGCUGGCCGACGAAAUUCCCCCACCGGUAGAGUAACUGCCGGUAUCCAACGGUGACGACGAACCAGCAACUCCGACGUAUCCCUGUCCGGCGAGCAACAGAGAUGGCGGAACAAACCCGGCGCUGCUACUCCUGAUUCCAGCGACGGCAGGUCAGCGGCGGGGCUGCCUCUGUUGUGGCAAACCAGUAACUCCAGCGACUUCCCUUCGUGUUCCAGCCAUUCCGGGCAGCGGUGGUAGUUUGGGCAGUCGUAUCGGUUCGGGCAACGGGAUGAAUCUGUUCUGACAAUGAAUUCUAAUCGACGAAUCGAGGUAAUCAUGGAGGGACUGACUUUGGAAUCCAUCCUGGAGGGUAGCACGACGAAGGAGAUGUAUGGAUGCAGGGACUUAAUAAUGAUUGGUUUAAUUA